UGUGCCCUGUUGAUCAUUGGUAUUGUUCUGGUGGCUGGCAUUGUCAACUGGUACGUGUUCAUACCCACUAUACCUCUGUCAAUACUGUUUGUGUUGGUCCGGAAGUAUUACCUCCAGACAUCCCGGAGCAUCAAGCGCUUGGAAGGCACCA
Candidula unifasciata is the source of this 151-nucleotide messenger RNA. Lineage: Eukaryota; Metazoa; Mollusca; Gastropoda; Stylommatophora; Geomitridae. The record is from the annotation of a GenBank genome assembly.